This is a messenger RNA of Micropterus salmoides (largemouth bass), 4954 nucleotides long. RefSeq names its product BR serine/threonine kinase 2a (gene brsk2a). Gene Ontology annotation, cellular component: cytoplasm. The record is from RefSeq and is a predicted model, not a curated record. Lineage: Eukaryota; Metazoa; Chordata; Actinopteri; Centrarchiformes; Centrarchidae. Gene Ontology annotation, molecular function: ATP binding; protein serine/threonine kinase activity; tau-protein kinase activity. Gene Ontology annotation, biological process: protein phosphorylation; intracellular signal transduction; microtubule cytoskeleton organization. The transcript is spliced from 20 exons. The coding region runs from base 227 to 2407 and encodes 726 amino acids.
UGCGGCUCGUCUGCAGCGAUAGGAGAAAAGAGGAGAGAAAGAGACAACCUCACCUCCUCAAAAAGCGAGUGAGGUAAGGAAAAAGAGCCAGAAAGCGACAGAGAAAGAGCGAGAGGAAGAGAAGAGGCUGUGGAGCUGGAGCUGAACAGCGCCUUGGACCUCCAGCGAGGAGUGCUUAAUUGUCUACGCUUUAUUGUAAAGUGUCUAAUUUUCACACAGAUUCGACAUGUCAUCGUCCGGUAAAGACAACAGUGGUGCCCAACAUGCCAAUUAUGUGGGACCUUACCGUUUGGAGAAGACGCUCGGGAAAGGACAGACAGGUUUGGUCAAGCUCGGAGUCCACUGUGUAACAUGCCAGAAAGUUGCCAUAAAGAUCGUCAACCGGGAGAAACUCAGUGAGUCAGUACUAAUGAAGGUGGAGCGAGAAAUAGCUAUUCUGAAGCUCAUAGAGCACCCGCAUGUUUUAAAGCUACAUGAUGUCUACGAAAAUAAAAAAUACUUGUACCUUGUACUAGAACAUGUGUCUGGUGGUGAGCUGUUUGACUACUUGGUGAAGAAAGGCAGGUUAACACCUAAAGAGGCCAGAAAAUUCUUCAGACAGAUCAUGUCUGCCCUGGAUUUUUGCCACAGUCAUUCCAUAUGCCACAGGGAUCUGAAGCCUGAGAACCUGUUGCUAGAUGAAAAGAACAACAUCAGGAUAGCAGACUUCGGCAUGGCCUCCCUUCAGGUUGGAGACAGUCUGCUUGAAACCAGCUGUGGAUCUCCACACUACGCUUGUCCAGAGGUCAUCAGGGGAGAGAAGUAUGACGGGAGGAAAGCAGACGUCUGGAGCUGUGGGGUCAUUCUUUUUGCUCUGUUGGUGGGUGCCCUGCCGUUUGAUGAUGACAACCUGAGGAAUCUGUUAGAGAAGGUGAAGUUGGGAGUGUUUCACAUGCCACACUUCAUUCCUCCAGACUGUCAGAACCUUCUCCGUGGCAUGAUUGAAGUGGAUGCCUCAAAAAGACUAACGUUAGAACUGAUCCAGAAGCACACAUGGUACAUAGGGGGGAAGAAUGAACCAGAGCCAGAGCAGCCCGUGCCCAGGAAAGUGACCAUCCGCAGUCUACCCUCCGCAGACGACAUCGACCCAGACGUACUGGACAGCAUGCACUCCCUGGGCUGCUUCAGAGACAAAAACAAACUACUGAAAGACCUGCUGUCAGAUGAUGACAACCAAGAAAAGAUGAUCUACUUCCUGUUACUAGACCGUAAGGAAAGGUACCCCAGUCAGGAGGACCAGAACCUUCCCCCUCGCAAUGAGAUUGAUCCCCCAAAGAAGCGGGUAGACUCUCCCAUGUUGAACCGUCAUGGCAAGAGGAGACCGGAGAGGAAGUCCAUGGAGGUCCUCAGUGUCACAGACGGAGGCUCACCUGUACCGGCAAGGAGGGCUAUCGACAUGACGCAGCAUGGACAAAGUAAAUCAGUGUACAGUAAAAGCUUGGAUAUUCCUGACGCCAGUACAAAAUGCAGCAAAGAAGAAAGGUCGCGGUCUAUUAGUGGAGCCUCCUCUGGCCUCUCCACCAGCCCCCUCAGUAGCCCACGGGUUACCCCUCACCCCUCCCCUCGAGGCAGCCCCCUCCCCACCCCAAAGGGCACUCCGGUGCACACUCCCAAGGACAGCCCAGCCGGAACCCCGAACCCAACGCCGCCCCCAAGCCCUUCCAUCGGAGGCAUGCCUUGGAGGACGCGUCUCAACUCCAUCAAGAACAGCUUCCUCGGAUCACCUCGCUUCCACCGCAGGAAACUCCAAGUUCCCACGCAAGAGGAGAUGUCCAGCCUCACACCAGAGUCUUCUCCAGAACUUGCCAAAAAAUCCUGGUUUGGUAACUUCAUCAACCUGGAGAAAGAGGAGCAGAUCUUCAUUGUCAUCAAAGACAAGCCUCUCAGCUCCAUCAAGGCAGACAUCGUUCAAGCCUUUCUCUCGAUCCCCAGCCUGAGCCACAGUGUGAUCUCUCAGACAAGUUUCAGAGCAGAGUACAAGUCCACAGCGGGCCCUACAGUCUUCCAGAAGCCAGUCAAAUUCCAGGUGGAUAUUACCUACACAGAGAGCACAGCUGCCACCAAGGAGAACGGCAUCUACUCUGUCACCUUCACCCUGCUCUCAGGACCCAGCCGGCGCUUCAAGCGAGUAGUGGAGACGAUUCAGAGCCAGUUGUUAAGCACACAUGACCAGCCUGGGGUCCAACAGCUGUCUGACGAGAAGAACGGACAGGUGCCGUACCCUACUGGCACACCAUCCAAGCGCUGCCCCUCGCCCAUGCACGUCCGGAGGCACGAGCCAGAAAAUAAUGACACCAAAUGCCCCGCUGCGGGCCGAGACAGAGCCAAGUUGUCGCUGGCGUCUGUGGGGACUCAGGAGGAGUCUUAGGCUGAGACGCUGUGUAGUCAAGCCAGUGCUAAAACCUAUCCCAGUAUCACUAUAAGCCAGUUGCACAGAGAAUAUUCUCUCUGUACAUAGUUAGAUGUAUAUAAUAAAUUAUGGACAUGUUUUGUAUAAAAUGACUUUAUAUAGAUAGAAAUAGAUUGAGAGAAUCAAAAUGAUAUUUUACAAAAAUGCAUAUUGCACCUACACACUUCUGUCCUUCCAUUCCCCUUUUCAUAACCCCUCAGUGUUCACCAUCAUAAGCCACCCCUCUACCCCAACCAUCUAAUCGCUUGUGGCCCUUGCUCUGUUUUUUGCUCCCUUUGCUGUUAACCUGUGUGAUGACCUGACUUGUUUCUGAUACCAGGAAUUAUCCAGAAAACCUAUUAAGUCCCUCCUCCUGCUCCCUGCUCCGUUCGCCCUCCCUCGACCACCCGGCCCCCACCCCCGAGCGUGCCGAGAGAGACGGACAUUUGUUGACGGAGGACUGCUUUUAGAGGUGCGCUGAGAGAGGGGAUGGGGGUGGGGUGGUUACCAUGGGAACAGACCCUUCAUGCAGACUUCUACCUUCAUCUCCCUGUGUGACCCUUCUUCACCUCUGGCAGCCAUCAGUAGAAGUAAAUGAAAAAUACCUUUAGCGUUUUCCAUCUUAGAAACACAAAAACACACACGUGCACAACUAAUCCAAACAAAUCCCAUUGAAACAAGAAUGCACACUGCCCUCACCAACUGGCCCCUUUUCUUUCUUCGAGCUCAAGGAGCAUUCAUCAAUUGGAAACGAGCGUUUUACAAAAAGACACCGCAUACACAAAACAUAUACACGCACAGGUCCAGUAUGCGAAGAAAACUCUGGGAUGUAUUAACAAGAACAUGAACAACAACAACAACAACAACAACAACAAAAAGAAGACAUGCAGAAACACUGACUGAUUCAGAGGAGGAGAGAAGGUGGAGGAGUUUUGUGGAAAGCCCAAAUAGCCGACGUGGACGCUUGCUGGAUUGUAUUUGUUUGCUUUUUAAUGUACUUUCUUUGUGAAGAACUGGGUUUAAAACACUAACAGACUUUAUUAGACUUGAUACUAUUGCUGCAAAUGGACUGGAAUAGUGAUUUCAGAGAGGAGUGGGGUGUGAGCAGAACAGGGCAGGGUGGCAGUGGGGGAGAAGGUUGGGGGAGGGACGCGGGUGGGUAUGUGGGUAUUUAAAAUGAAUGAUCUGUUGUACAGACUGAUUUGAUUUCUUAUGUAAAAAAAAAAAAGAAAUGUCUAGUUGUGACACUAUGUUUAGAUACCAUAGGGUCAGGUUGGUAAACCUGGGCCUGCUACAUACUGUUUUAAAUUCUUCUGUGUAUUUUUGUUACUUGAUCAUUUAUGUCUUUGUUUGAUUGACCUAAUAAUGAUCCAAACAUUCCUGUUUGUGUUAUCUGCAGCACUUUGUCUUUGGCUUUCCAUUUAUACCUCUCUCUUAGUCUCACUUACCAGCAGUAGGAGUAGAGGAACAAAAAAUGAUGACGUGAUAAAUGCAAUUGUGGAUAUUUUUGUAUUUUUGUCCUUAUUUAUUAAUGUUUGUUCAUCUCACUGUUUGAUUUCCUAAUUUAUUAUAACUUGGCUAUUUAUAUGAACAAAGCUGUUAGGUCAGUUGAAUGUUAUUUAUUACCCUCUUGUGUGUUCGUAAAUGGGGCAACAUUUGAAGAAAAAAAACAUUUUCUUUUCUUUUGGUCUGAAUUUAACAGAAUUAUGUGAACAUUGACAAGUCGCAAAUUCUCUUUUCUCUCACUUCUCUGAGGGAGAAAGAGAACUUGUGGGAACUCUUUGAAAAUUUGAUUUACCAGUAAUUUAAGAAUGUAGACUUAGCCUCUUUUUGGAGAGGGAAUAUGCUCUUCUAUUGAUAUUUGUCAGUUUCAUAAUAUUGUGCUUGUAGGCCAGGCCUGAAGAGAAGGACACCACAGACCCCAGUCUACUUCUCUUUGUAAAUAGACAGACAAACCGUGGGGGUUGAUUGUCUUCUCAACCAAGCUGGGGAUUCCUGCUCUAUGCUUUUAGCUUGUAUUGCUGUGUGCAUGUCAAACAUGAGCUUUUCUUUGCAUGGCUUUAGUGUUCAUGUUCCAUGCCAAACUCACUCCUUCUCUCAGCCUUCAUCGAUUCUCUCUACACAAAACUACCUUGACUUUUCACCCUCUCUGCUUUUAUCUCUGGCCUUUUUGUUUUUGUUCCCGCUGAUAUUUCCCUUCCUACUCCUCUUAUCUUGUGCACAAAGUUUUUGAACGAUGCUUCCUUUACUCUGUACCUCUCUCUGGAAGGCUCGGAGGUCUGGGCUCUCUCUACCUGUUGGUGGAAGAGGCACAGUGAGGGGAUAUCAGUACACAAACACAAAGCAAUACCCUAUUGUUCAUCCUUCUUUCUGUUUUCUACAAUGGGAAGCAAGCAGCACCAAGGACAUCCAAUGAUUCUGAGGCCCAGAGCGGUCUUUUGACAGAGCAGGACUGAUGUAAUCCCCAUAUGAAAUAACUGUGAGCAUCUUCAGUGCAGAAACAAAUAAACUCAUUAAGUUAUGGUG